Messenger RNA from Heterotrigona itama, 393 nucleotides. NCBI's taxonomy places the organism in Eukaryota, Metazoa, Arthropoda, Insecta, Hymenoptera, Apidae. The record is from the annotation of a GenBank genome assembly.
AUGUAUACUUUAAUACAUGGUAGAAGUUUAAACAUAGAUGUAUUAGCAAAGCAUAUGUUUAAUAUCCAAGGCAAAAGUAUUGAAAUACACGAAGAAAUAUUAAUAAGUUUUUUUUAAUUUUAUUUUAGUAAGAAAUAUUAAUAAGUAAUUAAUUAAAAAUUAUUAAUAAGGUCUUUUCAAUUUCAGGGAAUUUUCAUUUUUUUAUUAUCAUAUAUGUAAUAUGAAAGAAACUGUGAAUGAUAAAUAAUGAUAUAGCAUCAUUGGUUGAUGUAACUAUUAAUUCAAAAAAUUUAUAUUAUAAGAAUAAAUAGUGGAACUAUUGUAUACAUGAGGAGAAACUGGGGCCAGAGUAGGACUGUAAAAAAAUUACAGGAUAUGCAAAUGCAAAUUUGA